UUUCCUCUCGACAUCAGAACGAUAACGGUCGCGUAAAAUCACGAAUUUAGCUAGACUUAUCCAUCAAUUCGUGCUAAAAUUUAGUUGGGGUGUGUACCCUGUCAGUGCUAUAUAUCAACAAAUGUAGAAAAUGCGUUUGUUUAAAAUAGAUUGCAUAAAUUAUGAUAAAAAACAGCGGUAAUUUUAAAAUAAACGUGUCCCCCAUAUCACAAACUGGAUCACAAAACAACUGCACCUGAGUAAACUCCUGAACUAAUGCAAAUUGAGUGAAUGGCCGUUUUGGCACUAUAUAAAGCCGGGUGGUGUUCUUCUAAACUCAUACAGUUCCAACAGCUUCAAGCAGUUUCAACAACAACUAAAAAAGAACUCAAAAAGUUCACAUAAAAACAAUCAAGAAAAACAUCAAAACCAGUACAAUGUUCAAAUGUUUAUUUGCUGUCGUCUUUGUGGUGGUGUUCAUCAACAACGCACAAUGCUACCCCCCCGCCGAAUCAUACCAACAAGUCAACCUCGGUGGUAAAACUUUGGGCUUAAGUCUCAGUCGAAAAAGUUUGGGCUUAGAGCUUGGUGGUGAGACAAGUAAACUCAUCCAAAUUGUACAACAGCCAAUUCUCAUCAAAGAAUCAGAACCACAAAUCGAUUACAUUGCAUACCCAAAAUACGGCUUCAAAUAUGGCGUUUCCGAUCCGAAGACCGGGGACAACAAAGAGCAACAGGAAGAACGUGAUGGCGACGUCGUUAAAGGAGAAUAUUCUCUGGUUGAACCCGAUGGCACAAAAAGAAUCGUAAAAUACACCGCUGAUAAAAAGAAUGGCUUCAACGCUGAAGUUAUUAGGGCUGGACACGCCAUUCAUCCACAAGUUGUAUCCGUUCAGAAAGUUAUUACUGUUCCCGUCAAAAGCUGGGGUGGUGAUAGUUAUUGAUUUUUUGGUAUAUUUGACUGAUCAUCAUAUCAUCUAAUGGCUGUUCUUCCUUCAUCAUCAUCGUUAUUUUAGACAUUACAUUUUAUUGUACUUAACCUACAAAAUGAUCCAACAUGUGGUCUUUUAUCAAAUAAAUUGAUUUAUGCAUUCA
This is a messenger RNA of Dalotia coriaria, 1074 nucleotides long. Its product is annotated as cuticle protein 19-like. Lineage: Eukaryota; Metazoa; Arthropoda; Insecta; Coleoptera; Staphylinidae. The record is from RefSeq and is a predicted model, not a curated record. The transcript has 4 exons. Bases 417 to 923 code for a protein of 168 amino acids. Gene Ontology annotation, cellular component: extracellular matrix.